AUGUCCCUUCGCAACAUCUUCCCAGACGCGUACGCAGAAGACACUCCACUCCUCAAAGCUCCUGAGGAGGAAGACUGGAAGCCUCCUAAAUUCUUCUUCUGGAUCGAACUGGCCAUCUUCGCCAACGUCUACCUCUAUGGAUUCGAUAACACGAUCACAGCAGCCACGUACGCCGUCAUCAGCUCCGAGUUCGAUGCCGCAAACGCUGCUUCCUGGCUGACUACCUCCUACCUUGUUACAAGCACGGCAUUCCAACCGCUCUAUGGCCGCUUUUCAGACAUCUUCGGUAGACGGAUAUGCUUCUUUGUCUCGACCAGUACCUUUGCUGUCGGAUGUUUAGGCUGUGGUCUAGCUCAGGAUGUCGUGACCGUCAACAUUAUGCGAGCGGUGACGGGGUUUGGUGGAGGAGGGUUAAUGACUAUGGCUACGAUCAUUAACUCUGAUAUGAUUCCAUUCCGACGACGAGGCAUGUAUCAGGCCUUGCAGAACUCAGUCUGGGGCUUUGGCGCAAUCUCAGGUGCAUCGUUCGGUGGACUGAUCGCAGACACGAUAGGAUGGCGAUGGUGCUUUACCCUACAGGUUCCAAUCUCGGCACUGGGCCUGAUAGUUGGCUACUUCUUCGUUUCGGAUCAGCCACGACGUGAAGGUUCCGACGGCCUGCUCAAAGGCAUUUGA
Molecule: messenger RNA, 675 nt
Organism: Saxophila tyrrhenica
Lineage: Eukaryota; Fungi; Ascomycota; Dothideomycetes; Mycosphaerellales; Extremaceae
Exons: 3
Coding region: 1-675 (224 amino acids)
Biological process (GO): transmembrane transport; basic amino acid transport
Cellular component (GO): fungal-type vacuole membrane
Molecular function (GO): basic amino acid transmembrane transporter activity
Source: RefSeq, a predicted model, not a curated record